ACUGUUAUCUUACACACUGCAGCUUACAUUUUAACCUUUGUAUUUUUAGUUCCAGUUCGAAAUUAUUCUCAUUCAUUUCAAAUUUCAAUGAUCAAUACACGUGUAGUGAUUCUUUCGUGUUUAUGUGUUGCAUCAUCUUUUCUCAUUUACCAAGUAUUUCAUUCGGUGAGUGACAAUAGUGAUACAACUACGAUGGGUUUUAAUUCAAAAUUAGUGUCUGUAAUUAAUCGUAUAAUACAAGGAUAUUUUCCAAAAAAGAUUACCAAAUCUCAAGUUUCUAAGAGGGUGUCAUCAUCAGAAAAGGAAUCCAUCUUCAUUAACAAAAAUUUACGUAUACCUUGCGAUGAAAAUGAAUGCGAACUAUCAAUUUCUUAUCGUACUCCUUGUAAAUGUGUUAACAAAAUGAUGGAUGCACUGGCUGAUAAAUUCAAAGAUCCGAGAAAGUUUCCCCAAAAUGAGCAAAGUAUCAGUAAAUCUUUUAACGAGUACGCUAAAAAUACUCUUCUCAUCGAAGAUGUUUCUCCCACUGACGAGAAUAUUGAAAUUAUUAGAAAUGCAUCCCUGUACGCGGAAACCCUAAAUUUACAAAAUUUCAGUUUGAACCAUUUGCUCGAAAUACAUCGAUUAGUUAUGAUAAAAAAUGACCAACUUGCUGGUAUAAUAAGAGACCAAGAUGUAGUUAUUCGACUACCGGACGAAGGAUCAGUGAUGAGAUUCAGGAAAACACCUUCGCCACACGAACUUGAAAAACAUCUGAAGGACUACUUCGAAUGGUUCAAGUCAGAAAUUAAUAGCCAAACGAACGCGCUGGUUUUCGCUGCUAUGGCUAAAUAUUAUUUCGUCACUAUCCAUCCAUUUGGCGAUGGAAAUGGCAGAACGUCGAGGGUCAUCUUGAAUACUAUUUUACGUAAAUUUAUGCCUUGUUGGGUUACCAUACCAGUAGCUGAAAUUGAAACAUAUUAUGCGGUUCUUGGCAUUGUGCAGGAGAGCAAAAACGUAAAUCCGUACUUGGCAUACAUCACCGAGUGUAUAAGAAGAUCAUUGGAUGAUUACACUCAGGAUGCAACUCGUAUGUAGAAAUAAUCCAUAUCCCCAUGCCGCGAGAUUCGCAACCAUCGUCAGGUAGGGGAGGGGGAACGUGUUCCAAAACGUUAAAAAACGGCGCUAAUUCGAGAAUUUUUUGCUAAAAUCAUUGAAAUGAAUAAUUUCGUGCUUCGAUUAAGCGAAUUUUUGCAGCUUUGAGAAAUGUUAGGACAUACAAUCCACUUGCUGCAAUCUCUCUUGCUGUCAAAAUUAUUCACCAUCGAUACUAUAGUUUUAGAUCCAAAAAAAUCAACACAGAGACAGAAUUUUCAAAAAUGACAGAAAUAUUGAAUUUUAAAUGGUGGGGGAGGGGGGGUAUUCUAGACCUUCACAAAACCCUCAUACCGGUUCUAAAUGUGUAUAGCUCCGACUCUCAGUAUUUGCUUUAACUUUUUGUGAUCCAGAAAAUUCUUCGAAGGACCAAGUCAUUGGUCCAAAAGAAGCUUGACAAUUAUUAGGCAAACUUUCAUAUGCUCAUAAAAAGUUUUAUUUUUUUAAUAAUAAGAAAAUUCAAGAAUUAAUGACGGAUAACGAUAUCAAAAAUCAACGCCAAGUCUCCUGCAAUGUGUUCUAUAAAAAUUAUCCACUCAUGGCUGCACUUGAUUGGUAAAAUUCACAGGAAUAUUGAUUCUUGGAAUAUGUUCAAUGCAUCGGUAAGCGCGUGUCAAUUCAAUUCUAACUACGAGACGUAAUUUUGUGAACAAAGUAUAAAUUUUUUUUUAUAUAGUCAUUAUUAUAAUAAUGUAUUUUUAUAAGCUUAUUUUAAAUCAUUUUUUAUAUUAUUUUUUCCUUUUUUCACCUUCAUCUGCUGAUUCUGGUUUAAGUAUAUAAAUAAAUAAAAAUAAAAUAAAACGUUUGUAUUUUUUA
Molecule: messenger RNA, 1950 nt
Organism: Planococcus citri (citrus mealybug)
Lineage: Eukaryota; Metazoa; Arthropoda; Insecta; Hemiptera; Pseudococcidae
Product: protein adenylyltransferase Fic-like
Exons: 6
Coding region: 88-1077 (329 amino acids)
Source: RefSeq, a predicted model, not a curated record